Messenger RNA from Pygocentrus nattereri (red-bellied piranha), 5885 nucleotides. It is a transcript of the gene bicdl1, whose product is annotated as BICD family like cargo adaptor 1. The transcript is spliced from 11 exons. NCBI's taxonomy places the organism in Eukaryota, Metazoa, Chordata, Actinopteri, Characiformes, Serrasalmidae. The record is from RefSeq and is a predicted model, not a curated record. Bases 631 to 2532 code for a protein of 633 amino acids. Gene Ontology annotation, biological process: Golgi to secretory granule transport; vesicle transport along microtubule.
CAGAUCUGUGUCAGAGACGUAGUGCAGCACUAACAUAUGGCGUUAUCGCUUCGGACCAAUGAGCGGCUGCGGCUAACAGGUUGUUGGGCUGACGUCACGUGCGCGGGGAGGAGGGGCUGGCGCACGGACAGAAGGCUGCGUUUGCUGUAUAUGUGUGUGUGUGUGUGCGUGUGUGUGUGUGAGAGAGAGAGAGAGAGAGAGAGAGAGAGGCCGGGGGUCCGCAGAACAGCUCCGGGUGUGAGGGACUACCAUUAUGGGGAGGAAGGAGCGCGAGCCGGUGGAGUGGACGCAACGACAGCUGGAGAGGGUCCGCAUGGGCGGAGGACGCGUCGAGCAUCGCUAAGGUGUUUUUUUAACCCUCCUUACAGCGAGACCCGGGAUUAGCAAGGGGAUUUAUCGCCUGCGUGCUUUGAAGACGCGGUUCCAGCCGUUUCCUCAAAGGAAGGACGCCACCUCGCAGCCGGGGGAUGUAACCGCGCGCAGGUUUGAGGAUUUACGGCACACCGCGGUAUACUGGCGCGCUUUCCAUGGCGCUGUCCUCGUCCCACGGCAUAUCAGGCCACGCCGGGCCGUUGCGAACGCGAGGCCAGCGGCUUUGAAGCGCGUUCGCGUCCGUCUCUCGCUUUUUCCAUGUCCGCCUUCUGCCUCGACCUGCACUCGGCGCCGUCGAGCGCCUCCACGCUUUCAGCACCACGGGAGCUGGACAGCGACCGCAUGGAGCCCUCGCUGGACUCCAGCCUGCAGGGCCCUCCUCCAGAAACCGGAGGGCUCGAGGCUCCUUCGCUGCUGCGCGCGACCGCGGGAGGCCUGGGCACGGUGCUCGAGGAGGAGCUGGCCAUGCUCACGUGCGAACGCGAGCGCGAGCAGGAGGAGGACGCGGCGGAGCUGGCCGCCGCCGAGGCGCCGCUGGAGCAAGACGUCGACCUGCUGGCGCUCUUCCGACAAAAAGAGAGGGACUUGGUCCUGGCUGCUAAACUCGGCAAAGCACUACUUGAACGAAACCAGGACCUCACCAAGCAAUAUGAGAAAAUGAACAAGGACCUGAACGAGAAGCUAGAGCACCUGGAGCAGGAGAAGCACGAGCUACGGCGGCGAUUGGAGAGCCGCGAGGGUGAGUGGGAGGGCCGCGUAGCGGAGCUGGAGACAGAUGUACAGCAGCUGCAGGGCGAGCUGGAGAGGCACCAAAUGCAGCUGCGCGAGGCCGACCGGGACAAGACCCGCGCCAUCACCGAGCUGUCGGAACAGAACCACCGUCUGCUGGAGCAGCUCAGCAGAGCUGCUGAAGUGGAGAGACAGCUGUCCACUCAGGUCCACUCUUUGCGGGAUGAUUUCAGAGAGAAGAGCCUCUCCACGAACCAGCACAUGACACGUCUUGAGAGCCUACAGGCAGAGCAAGGGCUAGAAAUAAAGAUGCUGUCGGAGCGUAAGCGGGAACUGGAGCGACGCGUGACCGCCGUGCUGGAGGAGAACGAGCAGCUGCAGCACACGGUGGACAGCCUGAAAGAGCGCACGCUCGUGCUGGAGAAGCAGUGCCACGAGAAGGACUUACAGCUGCGGCAGAGCCAGUUGGAGCUGCAGGAGGUGCGUAUAUCUCAUCGGCAGCUGAGUGCGCGGCUGGAGGAGCUGAGCGAGGAGAGGAGCCUGCAAAGCUUCAGCCCCAGUAGCCACUCACUGCUGUGUGAGAUAGAACAGAGCAUGGAGCAGGAGGAGCUGGAGCAGGAGAGAGAGCAGUUGCGGCUGCAGCUGUGGGAAGCGUACUGCCAGGUGCGCUCCAUCUGCUCUCAGCUGAGAGGAAAUGACAUCACAGACUCCGCCCUGUCCACGGAUUCUUCGAUGGACGAGUCUUCAGAGACAUCAUCAGCUAAAGACGUGCCUACGGGCAGCCUGCAGUCCAGCCUGCUGGAGCUGCGGAGACUGACGCAAAACUUACUUGACGGCAAUGAGUCCACGGGUUCACGGCGCAGUGAUGAGGAGGUUCUGGAGGAGCAGGUGAGGAAGCUGGGAGAGGAGCUGAGAGAAGUGAGAGAGCUUUAUGAACAGGAACAGGAAAGAGUGCGCAGCGCACAGGAAGAGGUGCUGCAGCUCCAUAAUCAGAUUGCGCUGCUCUCAUUAGAAGUAUGUUCAUCUCGGGAGGAGAACGAGAGGUUACGUGCCAUGUCGGAGGUUCGAGAACCAAGCGAACAACUGCAGACCGCCAUCAGAGACCGAGACGACGCAAUCGCCAAGAAAAAAGCAGUGGAGAUGGAGCUGGCCAAGUGUAAGAUAGACAUUAUGUCUCUGAACAGUCAGCUCCUGGACGCUAUCCAGCAGAAGCUCAACCUGUCGCAGCAGCUUGAAGCCUGGCAGGAUGAUAUGCACAGAGUGAUAGAUCAGCAGUUGAUGGAUAAGCAUCAGGAGGAAUGGAGGGACUCUCCGUACUCUUUCUCCGGGGCCAACACGGGCUCCCGCACCUGCUCGGGACCCCCUUCCAGGAGACCUCACCGCCUCUCUGAUGGCGACAAGCGCCUCUUCUCAUUUUUCAAGAAGAACUGAGUCUGUGUAGAGGGAAAGAAUUAACACUGAAGACGAGCAUCAAAUUUACUUGAUUCAAAUGUACAUAAUUUACGCAUGAAUGUAUUACAUCAACUUUAUUGCCAACAGUAGGCAAAUUUAAGGUUGAUGUAAUGUUUAUUUAGGCUGGUGUUAUGUAUAGAAUUGAAUCAAGUAAAUGUAGUGUCUCACUUUUUUAAGUGUAGAGAAAGAAAAAGAGAGAGAGCAAUAGAGACGGAGAGAGCAAACCUAAUGACUGACCUAGCCAAAGACCAAGACAGUAGAGCGAAUAACCACCAAACGUCAGAAUCUUGUGAAGGCCUGGAGCCAUUUUGCACUUUAUCUGCCCCAACCACUCCAAUCCUUCAGAUCAUUCUAGAUGAGGGCCUGGGGAAGUCAAUGCGAAUAUAAGAGAUUUACAGAAAGAAGGUCCUUGGCUAUUAUCCUCAACUGAUACAGCUUCAAGCUCUGCUUCAGGGUGAUUUGUACAGGGUUACCACAUUUGCCCCAUAUCAGAGGCCAGCUUCCCCUCCUAGUGCCUCAGACAUACUCUCCUCACCCUACUGCCAGUCACUUACAGUGGAAGUCUGAGAUUUAGCUCUGACAAACUGAAGGAUGUGUUUGGCCUUUAACUCAGGACGACUGUAGGAGGUUCAGGCUGGAGAUUUGAAGUCAGGCUAUAGGUUGUAGUUUGUGAAUUAGCUGCAGCCUAAACAGGCCAGAGCAGCCGUUAUGUUCAUUCACACAUUCACAGGGGCCUUAUUCUCAGUCAGGUGUUUCCUAGCAAAUACAGUGAAACCGUGUGCUCAGCCACAUGAAUAAAACAGUACAUCAACACAGGUUUUGCUUAAUUAUUAUUAGCUAAGCUUACUGUGCUGAUGUGGUGCGUUUUAUUGGUCUGCACAUGAUACUUCAGUGCAAAUUCAAUGCAUCUCGUUUUUAGUGUAUGAAAAUGACAAUUAUGAGGUAAAUAGCAAAUGCAUGUUCUGGAUUAGUUAUUAGACCUACAGAUUUACUAGGGCUGUGCAUUACAAAUAAUUUUGAUAUCUGGAGAUACUGAACGGAUAUGAAUGGAUGCUUAGUUAACCACAGGGAAGAAAAAAUGGGUUAAAAAUUGACUUUAGCCAAAAUGAUCAUAGAUCUGUACACAUAGCGAAAUGUGGAAAAAAUUGUUUUGUUAUUCAAUAACAGCCACGGGAAAUCGGCAGGUUCUGUGUCUGAUGAGUCGCUCCGUGUCUUCAACACAAGUUAUUUUUUUCGCCAGUGGACAAUAUGACAUGUAACUUUGUCAGAAGAAUGUAUUUUCACCCUUUCUGGAGAGAAGUUAGCAAAAUAACUUGCACCAGAGCCCGCCCUGCCGUCUCUGUCUUCUCAGUGACGUCCAUAACAUGUUCUUGGCAACGCGCUCAUGUUCAGAGACAUCAUAGUUGCACAUAACUUCACUCACAGCUAAAAUCCACACAGUUGUUAACCAGUACAUUUUCUCCAUCUCCGAAAUGUAAUGAAUACGUAGAUAAUGAGUUCACUGUUCCAAAAGCAGCACCUCGGACAGUUAACCAAGCCCUCGAGCACCCCUGCACAUUCCUGAUGUUUACCAAGAUGCUGUUUAAAACAAACAAAACAGUUCUAAAUGUACUGUACCUCCCAGUUAGACUGCUUUAAUUUUGCUUUAUUAUUAGUGAACCUUUCAGAAUUACACUAAUUCGGCCCUCGAGUGAUGUGAAUGAACCUAUAGAGCUACCAGAUUUCGGAUGUAGGCAGCAGCAGUUAUUCACAAAAUUACAAACUGUGCUGACAGUAGUUCUUCAAAUGUGUUCAUUUAAGAAGAAGCUUAAAUAACCACAAACAAACUGUCCUCAAGGCUGUGAGAGCUAAAUGCUUUUUACGUCAGGUGUCCGUCACUAGAUGUUGUAUAGCCAGGAUUGAAUGAUAGUGCUGCAGUUGAGUUGAACUAAGUGUCAUAAAGGGUUUACUGCCAUAGCCCCUAUCUCUGAACCUUUAGGGGGGGACACCAUAGUCCAGCCUAUGGGAAUAAAAGGGCCACUUUAUGUCUUGGUUGUGAGCUUCCUUUGGAUAGCGAAAUUCCCCUGAUGCGUAUGGGGAUGAUUCAGAACCCUAAAACCUGUCUGGAAAGUGUUAGAGAAUUGUGACCUCUGCUUUUUUUUAUUUUUUAUUUCAUUUUAUUUUAUUUUGUGGCUGUGCAAUUCGGCAAAGUCAGGCCCAUUUUAAGCAAAGCUAUGCAGAUGUCUUCUCGUUUUAACUGAGGCGACUGAUGGUUUGGAGAAACCCAAAGAGUGACUUUUUAUACUUGCAGAUAGGUUUGGAAUAAUUAAAAAACAAAUUGAUAUAUUUGUUAUUUGUAAAUGUAUAACUUUUGAAUGAGAAAAAUCAUACUUUUUUCUAGAACAAUCUACAUGUGUGCGUCUGUGAGUAAGUCUGAUUUGUGAGCAGUUGUUUACAGACUGAAGCUCUGAGGAGAACUUCAGAGUGUCAUGGCUGAGUGGAGUGGAGUCUCUGCUUUACUGUCUGAUUCUACAGCUGAGGGCAAUGGAAAAGCUAACUGGAGAGCUAACCAGUUGACAGUGGGCAAGCUAACUGAAAAGCUUAACAGUGGAAAAGUUAAUGCUGCGCUCAUGACCAACACGUUUCUGACUUCCCAGAUGGAAAAAUUCAUUUGAACGGUCAUCCUACUCUCAAUUUCCACUCGGAAGGUUGGAGUUUGUCAGGAGUUCUGAAUUCUCCUAGUUACACGCUGACAAUUGCAAGUCAUUCUGUAGAAGAUUUUUAACCAAACUAUUAUAUUAUAUUGCUGUAGCCUACAAUGACCUUUAAAAUAAAUGAAGCACCAACCAAACAAGUCUUCAACUCUGGUCCUAAAGCUUUUUAAGAGCUUUUUACAUAUGCCCAGCCAAACAAAUGCAAGAUUACUGUGACCAUCCAUUUUUCCCCAAAGGCAGUCUUUGCACCAGGCAAAGGCCCAACGUGAGACAUGGGCCUGAAGUUAAAUACGCUAUAUGUUAAAUAACCUAUUCCGAAUCCAAUGACAAAUGACAAAAUGUAACUGGAUUAUGUUACUUAUUCCUGGAAAAAGUGACUACACUGACAGAUAAUUUUGCUUGAUUCUUGCAUAUUUUUAAAAGCAAAGUAUCUGCCAUAGUGAGAUUAAAAAAAUACUAAAUUACUAUGAAUUAAAUAUUAGAUAUAUCAACUAGAUUCAAGAUGAACUCACUGACCAAGAUAUCAUUUUUUGCAGUGUGGGCAGUUGCAUCUCUACGGAGCCCCGCUGGUGACAUCCUGUGUAAAUAAAAAUAACGCGUGGCCACGACUUAGCUAGGAGUGGGAAUGAAGUAAUUAAG